Penicillium crustosum is the source of this 2121-nucleotide messenger RNA. RefSeq lists its product as uncharacterized. The record is from RefSeq and is a predicted model, not a curated record. Gene Ontology annotation, biological process: stabilization of membrane potential; potassium ion transmembrane transport. Gene Ontology annotation, molecular function: potassium ion leak channel activity. Gene Ontology annotation, cellular component: membrane. Bases 1 to 2121 code for a protein of 706 amino acids. The transcript is spliced from 3 exons. NCBI's taxonomy places the organism in Eukaryota, Fungi, Ascomycota, Eurotiomycetes, Eurotiales, Aspergillaceae.
AUGCAACAUGGAUCUACGACAGUUGAGAUGCCCGACGGAAAUUCCGAUAGGCUGUCCCCAUGGGAAUGGAUCCGGGGCCAGUUUCACAUGAGACCAUCUGAAGAUGAUGAGCCCCAGUCGUGGUGGAUUGCAUCGACGGCCAUUCCGCUAGUUGCCGCUACAACGGGACCACUCGCCAAUGUCAUGUCAAUCGUUGCGCUGGUUAUGCCAUGGCGAAGCAAAAUUCUUCCAAAUCAAUAUAGCGCUGCUGGAACCUCCAUCCAAGAGGGAUAUGCAGAUCCUCAUUGGGACACUGUUUUAAACGCCGUUUCACUUUUCUGCGGAAUCGUGGGAAAUGCAUUUUUACUGUUCAAUUUUACUCAGAUAGUACGCUAUAUUAUAGCUUUGCCCGUGACGAUUAUUUUGUGGUUCAUAGCCGCGGGAAUCCUCUCUGGAAUUACAAUAGCCACACACAUUUAUGCUCCUCCGGUAGGCAUUGAUAGGGUCUACUCGCAGGGUUAUUGGAGUGCUGUCAUCGCGGCAAUCCUCUACUUUAUCUUGAGCGUUAUCUUGAUGAUCAACAUGUUAGGCUAUUUCUUGGGUAAAUACCCGCAACACUUUGCGCUAACCGACGAGCAACGAACCUUGAUUCUACAAAUGACUGCAUUGGUGAUUUGGCUGUUGGUCGGUGCUGCUAUGUUUCAGCGAGUGCUCGGGAUCUCUUUCGGCGAUGCAUUGUACUUCUCCGAUGUCACCGUUCUCACAUUAGGGUAUGGCAACAUAACCGCCACUAAUGCCGUUGGUCGAGGUCUUAUUUGGCCAUUUGCAGUCAUUGGAAUUAUCAUUUUGGGACUGGUGGUGCAAAGCAUCUUUAAAUUUGCUCGCGAGGUUCACUACGACAACGUCGUUCGGAAACACAUUGAACAGAAGCGACAAUCCACUUUCGAGCGAUCAAUCACUUUUGACGAGCUCGCAUCUUCUCAGGAGCGACGCCUGGCUAGUGGAGAAGUCGUCACUCCUCCGGGUCUCACUCGCCAAAAAUUCGAGCCUAAUCGCUAUCUGCAUCAUCGGCCAAUUCGCAACACGAUCAACGCCAUUGCCACGGCUCGCCGACCCAGGAUCCUAAUUAUGCGUGAAGAAAAAGAUCGGUUCAAUGCCAUGCGCCGUAUCCAGCAUGAUACCAUGCGCUUCCGUCGCUGGAACAAUUUGAUCAUCAGUAUCGUUACAUUCGGAAUUGUGUGGUCUUGCGGAGCAGUGGUGUUCUGGAAAUUAGAAGCCAUGACAUACUUUGAAUCACUAUACUUUUGCUUCACCUCCCUGCUAACCAUCGGCUACGGUGAUUUCACACCGGAAUCGACCCCAGGGAAACCUUUCUUUGUGGUAUGGUCUCUAAUCGCCAUCCCAACUAUGACCAUGCUCAUUUCCGAGAUGAGCGAUACAGUUGUAGCCAGCUUCAAGCGCGCUACUGAAGUAUUCGCCGAUUACCUUGUGCUUCCCCAAUCGCGUGUCUACAAGUCAUUCUUCGGUCGGAUUCCCGGCAUUUCCCAGUUCGUACUGUCUCGAGAAGAGAAAAAGCGACAAGAGCGCGGUUUCCCACUUGAGGGGGCUGAUGAAUCCGACAACGCGGAAACAGCGAACGCCGAGGAGUCUGGUCAACCUAAUAUGCAAAGUGAGGACUUCGCCGAGGCUCAUCCACACCGACCACUGGAGGAACUUGUCCGCGAUCCGACCCCACUUGAGCUUGCUCAGCAACUUGCCUUUGCUAUUCGCCGUUGCUCAAAACAGGCACGAGAAGGCAAGAGAAAACGAUACUCCUACGAAGAAUGGGUGGAGUUCACUCGGCUCAUUCAGUUCACGGAUCCGCGAGCUCGGCGACCAUCAUCACAAAGAAACCAGCCAACAAGUGAGGAAGGCAUUGCCGCUGAUGAAGACGAAUAUGGACUUCUCAAUUGGGACUGGAUUGGGGAGAACAGCCCCAUGCUCGCAAAACAGACAGAGCCUGAGUGGGUCCUGGAUCGGUUGUGUGAAAGCUUGAUUCGGUACGUGUCGACUCAAGAGGAGAGUCGGGCUGUGAGAGGUGGUGCCGAUUUGUCGGAGGAGCCAACCCUGAGGAAAGAGAGGGAUAUUGGAAUAGGUGAAUGA